This is a messenger RNA of Lachancea fermentati, 1008 nucleotides long. The record is from the annotation of a GenBank genome assembly. NCBI's taxonomy places the organism in Eukaryota, Fungi, Ascomycota, Saccharomycetes, Saccharomycetales, Saccharomycetaceae.
AUGGACGCAAUCGCUGAUUCUGCAUUUCAACCAACAAAAGCCAAAUCGGCUGUGACAGAGGAAACUCCUUCGCUUCUCACAGUAAUCGUUGAUACCACUCCAAAGCUUUGGGCAGAGCUAGACAAAGAGAGCCAUCAGGAUGCCAAUUUAAUCAGUGCUUUACAGUCUUUGAUAGUGUUCCUUAACGCACAUCUGGCAUUCAAUAGUGCUAAUCAAGUAGCAGUCAUAGCUGCCCAUUCUUCCGGUUUGAAAUAUUUGUUCCCUACCACCUCAUCAGUGAACCAAACCACGGCCCAAAAGUCCGGUGAUCUAUCUAUUAUUAGUACCGACAUGUAUCGACAGUUUCGAAAUGUGGACGAAACUGUUUUGGAAGAGCUAUAUAACCUCCUGAAAUUAGAAAAGUCCCAACCAGAGCCAGGUAAUGGUAUUCGUAAAAGUGCAUUGUCUGGUGCCAUGUCUGCAGGUUUGACCUAUAUUAACAGGGUGACGAAAGAACAAGACAACAUAUCCCUGAAAUCCCGCCUAUUGGUUAUCACAUGCGGAUCUAGUGGUGGAAAGGAUGAAGGAUUUCAAUACAUUCCUAUCAUGAACUGCAUUUUCUCCGCAACCAAAACCAAAUGCCCCAUCGAUGUUGUUAAAAUAGGCGGUACACAAGAGUCUACAUUCCUCCAGCAAGCUACUGACGCGACCAAUGGGGUUUAUCUGCAUGUAAAUUCUACAGAAGGUUUGAUUCAAUAUUUUUCAACGGCGAUGUUCAUUGAUCCAUCUUUGAGACCGAUUAUUGUGAAACCAAAUCAAGGCUCCGUCGACUUCAGAACAUCCUGCUACUUGACUGGAAAGGUGGUUGCAGUGGGUUUCGUGUGCAGUGUAUGCUUGUGCGUUUUAUCCGUCAUUCCACCAGGAAAUAAAUGCCCUGCAUGUGACUCAGAGUUUGAUGAGCACGUAAUUAAUAGACUUAAAAGGAAACCAGUAGUUCCAUCAAUGGUGAGAAAAAAAAAAGGUAACUAG